This is a messenger RNA of Cylindrotheca closterium, 873 nucleotides long. Lineage: Eukaryota; Bacillariophyta; Bacillariophyceae; Bacillariales; Bacillariaceae. The record is from the annotation of a GenBank genome assembly.
AUGGCGAAUAAAAGUGGCAUGUUCCUUCAACCAGAACAACGUUUGUCUCUGAUCGUGGACAUCCAACGGGAAGAGAAAGAUGAAGUCAAAAGUGUAAGAGUCGACAGCUCAAAUUUCGGCACUGGUUGCCUAUGUUGCAGCGAAGAUGAUGAUCAUGCAAACAUAUUACUGUGCGAGGGGUGCAACGGUGAGUAUCAUACUUACUGUUUAGACCCUCCGCUGCGCUCCAUACCGACAGGAGAUUGGUACUGUUGCAAAUGCAAGGUUCUGUCACUCGAAGCAGACGGUCUAGAUCAGCUUAUUGGUGCCUUGCCCUCUACUGUCAUACAAAGAUUUUCGGAGGUCUGCUGGGCGCAAGGGGGUAUAGGCUUUGGAUAUUGGCCUGCAAUAAUUUACGAUCCAAGAUUGGCAGUUGGAAGCGCUCGACUAUUGGCCAAGAAGCAUCUCGGGAAACGAUACCUGGUUUUCUUUUUUGAGUGUCACGACGCUCCAUUCACAGUGCUAGCCGAGUCAAAAAUUCAAAGAUGGGAAGGUGGUCUAGUCGACGACUUACAUUUAGGCAAAACAGCAAGAUCGUCUGGCAAAUUGCGGUUCCAGGCGUUUCAACAAGCCCUUCAGGCAGCACGAAUUGAGGCAGGGAAACCGAAAAUUCUACGAAUGGAUUGGAAUCAUAAAAAGUUGUCGUAUCCAAGCCCCAAGGAUAGAAAAUCGAAUCCGUUGACGAAUCUGAAAAGGGAAAGAGAGGAAAAGACCGUUCAGGCCUCACCACGUCGACUGAAAAGAGGGUUCAAAUUGUUGUCGUCAGCCGAUGAUUCAGAAGGCAGAGCACAAAGUUCCAACCUCUUCUUUUCAAUUGAGAAUAUCAUUGGUUAA